Messenger RNA from Triticum urartu, 1417 nucleotides. Its product is annotated as putative cysteine protease RD19D. Gene Ontology annotation, biological process: proteolysis. Lineage: Eukaryota; Viridiplantae; Streptophyta; Magnoliopsida; Poales; Poaceae. Gene Ontology annotation, molecular function: cysteine-type peptidase activity. The record is from RefSeq and is a predicted model, not a curated record.
GAGCAAGGUUUCCAUACGUACCAUGGCUGCCCGGCUCGUCGUCCUCCUUCUAGCGCUCGUCCACGCCGGCGUGUCCGCCGAAGACGUCAUCCGGCAGGUGACGGACGGCGGCCACGGCGCUGGACGCCCCGGUCUGCUCCCGGAGGCGCAGUUCGCGGCGUUCGUGCGGCGACACGGCAAGCAGUACUCGGGCCCCGAGGAGUACGCGCGCCGGCUGCGCGUGUUCGCGGCCAACGUGGCCCGCGCAGCCGCCCACCAGGCGCUCGACCCGGGCGCGCGCCACGGCGUCACGCCCUUCUCCGACCUCACCCGGGAGGAGUUCGAGGCGCGCCUCACCGGCCUCGCCGGCGCCGGCGACGUCCUGCGCAGCGUGCGGAGGAUGCCCGCCGCGGCGCCGGCCACGGAGGAGGAGGUCGCCGCGCUGCCCGCCAGCUUCGACUGGCGCGACAAGGGCGCCGUCACCGAUGUGAAGAUGCAGGGCGUGUGCGGCUCGUGCUGGGCGUUCAGCACAACCGGCGUCGUGGAGGGCGCCAACUUCGUCGCCACGGGGAAGCUCCUCAACCUCAGCGAGCAGCAGCUGGUCGACUGCGACCACACGUGCGACGCGGUGGCGAAGACCGAGUGCAACAGCGGCUGCUCCGGCGGACUGAUGACGAACGCUUACAAGUACCUGAUGAGCUCCGGCGGGCUGAUGGAGCAGGCGGCGUACCCCUACACGGGAGCGCAGGGGACGUGCCGGUUCGACAGGAGCAAGGUGGCAGUCCGCGUGGCCAACUUCACCGCCGUGCCGCUCGACGAGGACCAGAUGCGGGCGGCGCUCGUCCGCGGCGGGCCCCUGGCGGUGGGCCUGAACGCGGCGUUCAUGCAGACGUACGUCGGCGGCGUGUCCUGCCCGCUCAUCUGCCCGCGGGCGCUGGUGAACCACGGCGUGCUCCUCGUCGGCUACGGCGCGCGCGGCUUCUCGGCGCUGCGGCUCGGGUACCGGCCCUACUGGCUCAUCAAGAACUCGUGGGGGCAGCAGUGGGGGGAGGGCGGGUACUACAAGCUCUGCCGCGGCCGCAACGUCUGCGGCGUCGACAGCAUGGUCUCCGCCGUCGCCGUCGCCCCGUGAUCGGCAAACGACGACGACGACCGGCGUAGUACGUGUUCAUGUAGUUGUUCGUUAGCCUAACGGUAUAUUAGUAGGGCUUAAUCAGUGGACACUGCACUCAAUAAUGCCACUUCAAAGUUCAAACAUACUAGAAGCGCUUGUAUACGUUCUCUCUUGGAUGCCGUGGAGGUCUCAAGUCUCAACCCUGAUGGCUUUACCGGCUUAUUGGCCAUUUGUGGCCGCUGAGAUCUACCGUCAAGACAGUGAAUGUCCAAAUUCAAGAUCUUGCAUGUCCAAAUUACAAGAAGAUAACAAAUUUUAAGUCCA